Molecule: messenger RNA, 561 nt
Organism: Helobdella robusta
Lineage: Eukaryota; Metazoa; Annelida; Clitellata; Rhynchobdellida; Glossiphoniidae
Exons: 4
Coding region: 1-561 (186 amino acids)
Source: RefSeq, a predicted model, not a curated record
AUGACCUCUGGAAAAUCUUCGGAUACAAUUAAAACCAAAGAGAGUUUGCAGAAAGUUUUGAGAGAAGGGAUAUCAGUGAUAAUCAUAACUGUCGGUGAGCCUUUCGAAGUUACUGACAUCUCUGAACCAAACUUGCUCACUCAGCUUGUCUGGACUGAUUACAAUGAUGACGCUUAUCAUGGUGACGAAGAAGUACAUGAAAUAAUUUGCAAAGUGCCUGUGGUUAUUAAGCCAAGGGGCUCGAUUAAGAGAAGAAAACUGUCGGCAUCUCAACAGUUUAAUUGCCUCCUCGACACCACAAAUGAAUUCACCUUACUGGAGAUGACGUUUGGCUCCUUAGGGCGGUUCUUCACUUCGGACAAACAAGGAUUAUUCCCAUCUGCCGCUUUCUUCAACAAAAAUACAUAUAUCCAAAGCUAUGGAGUAAAAGUUGAAGAAUUUCCAAAAAUAAAAACCGUUGACAUGGUCCCUUGCAGUUUCAAAUCAUUUGAUCUCAAUGAGACAGCUACUCUUGAGUUGCUGAUUAACAGUGUACCAGGCACCACACAUACCGUUUUAUAA